UUUUUUAAUCUGCGGAAAAUGAACAGUAUUGAGUACGUUAGAUCUGAGAACAUCUGGCGGGCUCCUGAAGUAAAAGUUGAGAGUUGUAGCCUUGGUGCAGAUAUUUUGAAAAAACUCAAGCACAGUGAUCCGCAGAAAAUAUUGGAAGUGCAUCACGAAAGUGGCACAAAUGUCACGGUGAAGGAGAUUCGUGAUCAAACAAUAACUGUUGCUCAAAAUCUCUUAAAUUUGGGUAUUAAAAAGAACGAUAGAGUUGUGUUCUUCACAAACUUGAACUUGAAAAUAACACCACUUACGUAUGCCUGCUACACAAUUGGUGCACCAGUCUGUUUCUUCGAAAUACAUCUUCCACAAGAACAUGUUCCCGCUUAUCUGGAAAUUCUCGAUCCUUCUGUAAUAUUCUUUGAAGAAGGAUUCAAGUCUAUGGUCACAGAAGGUUUGAAAGAUCUUAAUCUAACGAAUCUGAGACAUGUGCUCUCCUUGGACGGUGAACAAAAGUCAGUUGAUGAGUUUCUCUUUGCACCAGCAGUUGAUAUUGAAAGCUUUGAAGCUCCUAACAUUGGAGAUCCAAGGACGCUACCAGCUUUAUUAACAUUCACAUCUGCAACUACUGGUCUUCCAAAAAUUGUUAUGAAUUCUCAUGCCUUGGUCAGACAUAGCGUUCUCAAAGAAUUCGUUACAAAUCCAGCGAGUGUGGUUCUGAUUCUAAGUGAAAUCCGUUGGAUUGGUCCGCAAAUCUUAAUGCUUCAACCUGCUCUUCUUGGGAUAAAGCGAAUUUACAGCUCAAUACCUUACAUGGAACUGACUGGCGAAUGUGUGAGGACAAUGAUUGACACACAUAAAGUUACGGUUUAUUCUGCAGUUCCCAGAUUUAUGAGAAGUGUAUAUGAAGCAGCAGAAAAAUCUAGAGAAAAGAACCCGUCGACCCUCUCUUCACUAAAGAUCGUUUAUACUGGUGGUGAAAACCUUGGAGAAGCAUUGGAAAUAUAUUUUACAAAAAUAACGCCCCAUUGUAAGGUCGUAAAGUGUUAUGGAAUGACGGAAGUGGCUGGCGGAAUGGCUACAACGGAAAAAAUCAGCAUACAAAAAUAUGUAAAUGGUGGGGUUUUAAAAAAUGGCUUCAUGAUAAAACUCAUUGAUGAUGAUGGAAACUCUCUUGGACCAAAUCAAAUUGGAGUAGUUUGUAUCAAAACAGCUACCCCGUUCUUAGGGUAUCUGAAAAACGACCUGGCCAACAAGGAAUCUUUCAUUGAAGGAGGUUGGUUCAACACAGGAGACAUAGGAGUUGUGGAUUCGGAUAGUUUGUUGAAUAUUUUCACCAGAGAAAAACACAUUUUACGUUAUGCCGAUGGAAAGAUAAUUUUUCCAGAUACAGUUGAAGACAUCGUAAAUAGUUUUGAUGGUGUUCAUUCAUCAGCUCUGAUAGGAAACUGUAGUGCGGGAAAUCCCAAACAAUAUCGUGGAACAAUUUUUGUAGUUCUCCAAGAUUUUAUUGUUAAUCUAGCUGAUUUUGAGUAUGAUUUGAGAGCUUAUUUAAGAAAAGAAUUAACCAAAGAGCAACUUAAAAUUAUCAAGUACUAAAAAGUGAUAGAUCAUUUACCAAUGACAACUUGCUUUAAAAUUGAUAGGAUGGCCUUGAAAAAAAUGUUGUAUGGAGGUUGUAGAAUAAUCUUAUAACAACUGAGUUGUGUUUGUCAAUAUUUUGUUUUUGACAAAGUUUUAGUAUAAAUAUUUAUAAGAUGUCUGCAUUUUUUAAAUCAUUAGUAGUUUCAAUAGUUAAAUAUUUUGAAAUUGGAAUAAAAUUGCUAGUUUAAUAUUAUGUCACAGUGUUUGUUUUCAUUCUUAUUCGAAAUGUUCCCACGGCAGCUUUUAAUGUUUUUUGAUUUAUUUAUUUCAAAAAAAAGAAACAGUGUUACAAAACUCGUGAAAUAUAUUUGCUGUCGUAUCGAA
Messenger RNA from Eupeodes corollae, 1950 nucleotides. RefSeq names its product putative acyl--CoA ligase YdaB. Gene Ontology annotation, molecular function: long-chain fatty acid-CoA ligase activity. Bases 19 to 1581 code for a protein of 520 amino acids. Gene Ontology annotation, biological process: long-chain fatty acid metabolic process; fatty-acyl-CoA biosynthetic process. The record is from RefSeq and is a predicted model, not a curated record. The transcript has 2 exons. Lineage: Eukaryota; Metazoa; Arthropoda; Insecta; Diptera; Syrphidae.